Molecule: messenger RNA, 1155 nt
Organism: Oldenlandia corymbosa var. corymbosa
Lineage: Eukaryota; Viridiplantae; Streptophyta; Magnoliopsida; Gentianales; Rubiaceae
Source: the annotation of a GenBank genome assembly
UUUAGUAUUAUCGCGGCCAAAAAGAAUGGGUACCGAUUUAAGUAGUAGUAGUAGAAGAAGAUUCGGUACUCUAUGGUAGUGUACAUGUAUAUAACCUUUCCUCUUUUUUGAUUGAAACACAAAUCGUAAAGAAACUGAUGAAGGCCAGCCUCAGAAACACCGAGCUGAGUGGUGGAGCAAUACUUCCGGCGCCGGCGGUGUCAGCGUCAGUCCUAUAAUUUGACUGCGUACGAAUUGGGGAUAUCUCACUUUCCCAAAUUCCUUGGAUUCCAUUAAAAAAAAUAAAAAUUGGAUAAAGAAUCCUUUCUAAUGUUAAUGCAUUCGUCCACACACAGACCGAGAAUUCAGUCCAUUUUCCAGUGAGCCGCGGAAAUUGCUUGUGUAGAAAAAGAGGGCCAUGAUGAGCAGACCGGCGGUGCAUCCGUUGGACUCUUCUUCAACCACCAUUGAAGCCCCGGCGGUGCCGACGGUGAGGAUGAAGGACUUUCAAGGUAUGCCUGGUACCACCGGUGGACUCCUUCUGCGCCUCUGCCAGUUCGGUUUCGCCGUCAUAUCUCUGUGCGUCAUGGCCACUACUUCCGAUUUUCCCUCCGUCACCGCCUUUAGCUACCUUGUUGCUGCUGUUAGCCUGCAAUGUUUGUGGAGCCUGCUGCUUGCAAUUGCUGAUAUUUAUGCUCUAUCGGUGAGAAGAAGCUUCAGGAGUGCUGGAUUAGUCAGUUUAUUUACUAUUGGUGAUGGGAUUACCUCAACACUCACAUUCGCUGCUGCCUGUGCUUCUGCUGGCAUCACAGUCCUUAUCGGUAACGAUCUUGAUAGAUGCAACGUAAAUCAUUGCAAGAGAUUCAUGUCAGCUACAGCUAUGGCUUUCCUUAGUUGGUUUUCAGUGUCUCCAUCAUUUUUCUUGAACUUUUGGUCUCUAGCUUCUCAAUAGAUAUGGAGUGAGAGUGCUGUAUAUUGUGGGAAGGAAAAACCUCUAGCCCCCCAAGUAUAGUUCAGAAUAUGUUGGGUGCUGGGGUUAUCCUUUUCAUUGACCUGCUAACCAUUGUUGAAUUUGCCUGUAUCGGAUUCUGUUUGUGUACUUGAUUAUAGAGAUUCUGAGUGUCGUGCAAUUUACAGAGAUUACAUAAUCAAUAUAUCUACUGAUCCUCAUUUUUG